Molecule: messenger RNA, 1185 nt
Organism: Scedosporium apiospermum
Lineage: Eukaryota; Fungi; Ascomycota; Sordariomycetes; Microascales; Microascaceae
Exons: 4
Coding region: 1-1185 (394 amino acids)
Biological process (GO): secondary metabolite biosynthetic process; amino acid activation for nonribosomal peptide biosynthetic process
Cellular component (GO): cytoplasm
Molecular function (GO): phosphopantetheine binding
Source: RefSeq, a predicted model, not a curated record
AUGUCUACGCGUGCAACGCCCUCCGAAUAUGCCAGCUGGCUAGCCCACGGCAGUGGUAGUCUGGUGAAGGCCUUGAACUGGAAGUUUGCUUGGGCGGGCAGGGAAGUCCUACCACCUUCUCUGGCGCAGACUCUCCGCGAACUCGAGCUUCCCGAACUUAAGCUUUACAACUCAUACGGGCCAGCAGAGACUAUCACCUGCACCAAAGCCGAAGUUCGACUGGCAGAAAACAACUCUGCCAGUAGCGAUGAUGGGAAUCCCAAUGAUGCCGACGACAGCAGAAACGAUAGUCACAGUAGCGAGGCAGCGGUGAUACCUGCAGGCUUUCUUUUGCCGGGCGACUCCGUCUUCAUCGUGGACCAUAAUCUUGACCUCUUGCCUCAGGGUGCAGCGGGCCAAAUUGUCAUCGAUGGCCCAAGUGUUGCUGCCGGUCGCGUCGUCUACCGAACAGGUGACGUGGGCCGGCUACAGAGUGACGGGAGCCUCGUUUUCAUAGGCCGCGUGGCCGGAGACAUCAUGAUCAAGAUGCGUGGUAUGCGGGUCGAUCUCCAGGAGACUGAAAUGCCACCAUCGCAGCGGCUGAGGACGCGCUUCGUAAGGCUGUGGUGUCUCUGGGAGAGCCAUCUUCUGGUUGCUCACGCUCAGUUCGUCCGCAAUGAUUUCUAUCCUGGUGGGGCCACACAGAAGGCAUUCCUACGGCAGCUGCGUUUCAUUUUAUCUCUGCCUCUUUACCUGGUCCCGGCUCUCUUCGUGCCUUUCGAGCAGAUGCCGACGGACGCUCACGGCAAGACGGAUCGGAACGCCUCCAAUCUCACCCUACCCCGGGUGGCUAGUGACGUGGCCGAGCUGAAAAAGUGCUCACAUUCGCUUGGCGGUAUUGUUUCGUUGAUUGACCUGGCAGCCAAGAUCGAGACUUCUGCAGUGGCGGCUUCCGACGUGGUUGAUUGGGAAGAGAAGACCCAUUUGCAGAAAGAAUACUUCGAAGACCUUCUAACUCACACCAACAAUCUGUUGCAUCCGUACCAUCAAGCAAUACUCAAUACUAAUCCUGUCACCGACGAUGAGAAGAAGACAGACAGCAAGGUGGCCGAAGAGGAGCUCAUUGAGAUCAGGCUCGAUUCGGGAGAUCUUUUAGAGACACAUCUUGGCCUCUCCGAUCUUUCUUUCUCAUCACCAUGGACAUGA